CCAUCUGGCCAUGCAAUGGCCUCAUCAUGUGCCUGAUAUGUCAUGGUGACAGCUGCCCUAAGCUGCACUGUCAGCUGGAUGGAUAAGUCUUCUAUCACUCUGCACAGGCUGACCUGGUCCUUUCUUUGGAGGGCUUUCUGGUUGGGUCAAAUCAGCAUCUGCUUCUCCAGAAUAUUCAUAGCAACACCUUCCCCUCAUCAGGUCAUUCUUGGAGUGACUGGUGGGAUGUUGGUAGCAGAGGCCUUUGAACACACACCAGGAAUCCACAUGACCAGCUUGAGUGUGUACCUAAAGACUAACGGCUUCCUCUUCCUAUUUGCAUUUGGCUUUCAUCUGCUCCUCAGACUGCUUAGUAUUGACCUGCUGUGGUCUGUGCCCAUAGCUAAAAAGUGGUGUGCCAACCCAGACUGGAUCCACAUUGACAGCACACCUUUUGCUGGACUUAUGAGAAACCUUGGGGUCCUCUUUGGCUUGGGUUUUGCCAUCAACUCAGAAAUGUUUCUUCUGAGCUGCCAGGGAGAACAUGGUUACAAGCUGAGCUUCCGAUUGCUCUGUGCUCUGACCUCACUGACCACGAUGCAACUUUAUCACUUCAUCAAGAUCCCGACUCACAAGGAACAUUUAUUUUAUCUGCUGUCCUUCUGUAAAAGUGCAUCCAUUCCACUGACCAUGGUGGCUCUAAUUCCCUAUUGUGUACAUGUGUUAAUGAGACCCAGUGAGAAGAAGAUUAAAUAG
This is a messenger RNA of Acomys russatus (golden spiny mouse), 735 nucleotides long. It is a transcript of the gene G6pc2, whose product is annotated as glucose-6-phosphatase catalytic subunit 2. Lineage: Eukaryota; Metazoa; Chordata; Mammalia; Rodentia; Muridae. The record is from RefSeq and is a predicted model, not a curated record. Gene Ontology annotation, molecular function: glucose-6-phosphatase activity. Gene Ontology annotation, cellular component: membrane. Gene Ontology annotation, biological process: glucose 6-phosphate metabolic process; gluconeogenesis.